Stegastes partitus (bicolor damselfish) is the source of this 765-nucleotide messenger RNA. RefSeq names its product homeobox B6b (gene hoxb6b). Gene Ontology annotation, molecular function: DNA-binding transcription factor activity, RNA polymerase II-specific; RNA polymerase II cis-regulatory region sequence-specific DNA binding. The transcript has 3 exons. Gene Ontology annotation, biological process: regulation of transcription by RNA polymerase II; anterior/posterior pattern specification. The record is from RefSeq and is a predicted model, not a curated record. Gene Ontology annotation, cellular component: nucleus. Lineage: Eukaryota; Metazoa; Chordata; Actinopteri; Pomacentridae.
AUGAAAUCACUUAAAGAAGAAUUUUGAGGGGGAAAAAGACUGACAGGCGGCGAGAGGAGCUUCAAGCGGAGUGGCAGCCACACUGGAAAUGAUGGAUUAUCAACAAAGGACUCUCUCCUGGGUCAGAUACCGCUAUAUUCCUCGGGAUACACCGAUCCGUUAAGACACUACUCCAACGCGGCCACAUAUGGAGCAGCCGCCAACAUGCAGGAGAAGGUUUACCCGGCGUCCUACUACCAGCAGACGGGCGCAGCGGCCGCGGCUAUCUACGGCCGGGCCGGCGGCGGUGCGCCCUGCGACUACAACCCGGUCGGGACUUUCUACAAGGACGCGGAGGGUUCGUGCGCUUUCUCGAGUCGCGACGACCAGCCGCUGUUUGUCACUCAGGAGCAUCAGCAGCGCAAAGCGGAGUGCCCGGAGCAAAGUGUCAGCAUGAGCAGCAGCAUCGACGACAAGUCCUCCACUCUGAUCUACCCGUGGAUGCAGAGGAUGAACGCCUGCUCCGCCGGCCCAUUUGGCAACAGUGGCCGCAGGGGCCGACAGACCUACACUCGCUACCAGACUCUGGAGCUGGAGAAGGAGUUCCACUUUAACCGCUACCUGACCAGGAGGCGCCGGAUAGAGAUCUCCCACGCCCUGUGCCUGACGGAGAGACAGAUCAAAAUCUGGUUUCAGAACCGCAGGAUGAAGUGGAAAAAGGAGAACAAACUCCUGAAUCCCUCAAAGACACCCGAGGAGGAAGAACAGGCAGAGAAGAAGAGCUAA